GUAGUCAUGCAAUUCUUUUGAGCCUCUCUGCUGGAGGAUCAAGCCGUGCAGCAGGUGCCUCUCAGGUUGGCACGCAUGCGUGCUAAGGUGAAAGACGAGAAUUCCUUUUACUUUUUCAGUUUGGUGCACGCCACCUUGCAGCAUGUCUGCCUGAAUAAUCGCCGCCGUGUGGAUUAUUUACGUGACUGCAAUUUCCUCCGCAGCGGACGAUUUCAACUAAAGGGCCAUGAGGUUGUUGGCCGGAGUGGCCGUCGUGGCCUGCUUGGUGGCCUCAGUGUCCUCUCAUGUGGCCCUUACCUACCCGCCGGCCCGAAAAUUCGACCUUGACUUUCUGGACAACUCGAGAACCAAAGGGCCAUGCGGAAUGCCAAAAGGUUUGACGCAGACUACGUUGAUGGCAGGUUCCACCUUCAACAUCACGUGGCACUUAGCCUAUCCCCACAGGGGAGGAUUCAAGCUGCAAGUGCUGGACGCUUUGCAGAGGCCCUCCAUGGAUCUGACCCCGGUGACAGCCGAAUCAGAUUUUGUCAAAACCGACGUCACCGCCCAAUCCUACAUGGUGCGGCUGCCCUCGGACAUGACGUGCACCAAUUGCACAAUCAGGCUGAUGCGACAGGCCAGCGAGUGGUCCGACGGCUACAGAUUUUGGUCCUGCUCAGACGUUGACAUCGUUCCAAAGACACAAUACAAAGAGGACUGCAGUGGUCACGGUAGGCACCUGCUUUCAAAGUGCAGGUGCGACCGCCUGUACUACGGCCCACGGUGCCAAUACCGCGAUGAGUGCGUUGACGACGCUGAUUGCGGUGAAAGAGGCAAAUGCGUCAAUGUCGAAGCCACCACAGCGCCCAAACAACAAUGCUACUGCGAGCUGGGUUGGUUUGGACCUGGCUGCAAACAGAGGUCAGCGGUCAAGAGCCCAGAAAUCAACCUUGCGAGCUACACAAAGAAGCAACUGACGCCCAACUUUGUGCUUUACUGGCGCAUCCUUCGAGAGGCAGGAGAAAUUGAGAUGGCUCUGCAGGUAAAUGGGUCAAGCUACGCGGCCAUUGGGUGGAGGCCUCGUUCGUUGACGGCUGAAUGCAAGAAUUUCCCUUACUUGGAAGACUUGCCAGGCACGGCUCCUGUUGCCGAAGGCAAAAGUGCCAAGGCGGAACCUGAGCCAGCAGCGUCAGAACCGGAGCCAAAAUCUGACGCCAAAUCAGAGCCAGAACCAAAAUCCGAGCCGUCUGCGGAGCCGGAACCGUCAGCAGAACCUGAACCUUCUGCCGAACCUGAGCCGAGCACUACUGAAGCACCAAAGACCACAUUCAGGUCAAUUUCGCUGCCUAGAACUUCCAACUUUAAGCCAAGGCCCAGACUGAACUUUACCUCCAGGAAGAGGGCCACACCUUUGGCCCAGAGUAACAGCGGUUCUGACGUGGAAACCAGUGUCCAAUUCCGCGUGAGCUCCAGACAGAGUAGCAGCAGCAGAACAAAACGACAGCUAGAAACUGGUGUAAGAUACAAAACUGGAGCAGUGUACACGAAGAAAGCAACAACCACUCCUCAGCCUGAGCCAACAACAGCAGCUGAGCCGGAGCCUAGCACAGUGAGCCUGAAGUCGCACGCGGAACCUGAACCCAGCUCUGAGCCGGAGUCCAGCUCAGAACCAGAGCCGGAGCCCAGCUCAGAACCAGAGCCGAAGCCCAGUUCUGAGCCGGAGCCCAGCUCAGAACCAGAGCCGGAGCCCAGCUCAGAACCAGAGCCGAAGCCCAGUUCUGAGCCGGAGCCCAGCUCAGAACCAGAGCCGAAGCCCAGUUCUGAGCCGGAGCCCAGCUCAGAACCAGAGCCGAAGCCCAGUUCUGAGCCCGAGCCCAGCUCAGAGCCAGAACCAGCUAAAAGUGAGCCUGAACCAAGUGGAGAACCCGCGCCAAAAUCGGAGCCAGAGCCAAGCUCUGAGCCUGAACCGUCUUCACCAGAACCAGCUACUGAACCUGAACCCAGCAGUCAUGGCAAGAAGCCGUCUGCGGAACCAGAACCGAAAACUGAACCAGAGCCGGCAUCUGAACCGGAACCUUCGUCUGAACCUGAGCCUUCGUCCGAACCAGAGCCAUCUUCAAAUCAUGGCCAUGCCACUGAAGGGCGCUCUCACAAAUCGUCAGGAUAUCCUGGCACUCACUUAUAUGUGCCAAAACAUGACUUCAAUGGUAUGGACUGCACGGAUAUUGUGAUCGGAAUGGCCAGAGGCAGUGCCAGCAGAAUUUGGGAUUACUACACCCGAGAUAGGUCCACUCCUCGCUUUGACACUUUCUGGGGAGGUAAAAAUGAUUUGACUGCUGCCAUGGGCUUUGAGAAAGACGGCGUCACAACCAUUGUAUUCAGGAAAAAACUUAUUGCAACCGAACUGACCGACCACUCCAUUCUUGAGGAGCCAAUGCACGUUAUUUGGGCUGUAGGACAAGAAACUGGACGCUACGUGCAUAACCCUAAAUCAGGUCUGGAGCAAGACCAAGCGAGCGUUGCAGAUUUCUACAAGCCAGACGAACUGAAAUACCACGGCCACGGGCAGCAACGAGGAAAGACAAUUAUCAACUUCUAUGAAGAGGAAGCUAAGUCUGUUGCUUCUGGUGAAUCUGAAUCGGCAGUCGCAACUGAAAAGCCUGGCAGCAUUCUUGACCAGUGCGGCGCCGGAUUCUGGCAAUUCCCGAGAUCGUGCAAUGAAGACGACUGUGAAUAUCGCGCCUCAUGGACGGUGAUCAAGGACACAGCUCAUUUCACUAUCAAAACCAAGCACACAGACUUGUGGACGGGCAUCGCCUUCUCCCACAAUGAGCGGAUGAGCCAAACUGACGCUAUCCUUGGGUGGGUGGACAGAGCUGGUCGCCCAUUUGUAAUGGACACUUGGAUCAGUGGUUAUCAGGCUCCUCAACUUGACGCCCAACAAGACGUGUCAAACGUGACUGGCAGAAUUCAGGAUGGAAUCACCACCCUGUCUUUCCAACGCCCCUUGGAUACUUCAGACCCCAAGGACGUGGCCCUGGGAGGCAAAGAGUGCCCUUACAUCAUGUUCCCCAUCAAAGGUGGCAAAUUCAACUCGGUGAACAAAAAGAUCUGGAAACACGACGAAGUGCCCGCCCUGACCGCCCACAAGGUUUGUCUCAGGGCCUGCGCUCCUGGAGUCACAACCACCACCCCUGCACCGCCCCCGACCAUCAGCUACAAGGCUGAGGUCAGGCUGGUCAACCUCGGAGACGGGUUCAAGGUGCCCAGUCCUGGCUCGCAGGACUUCAACUCGCUUGCAGACACAGUAGGUACUGCCCUGUCUGCAGGGUCUCUUGGCCAGAUUUCUGGAUUGAACAACGUUGUCGUGCGACAAUUCAAAAAGGACGAGGACAAGCAGAGCGUGAUUGCUGAAAUCGCAGUUGUUGUGGACAAGCUGAAGUACGAGCAAUCCAAGGGAAUGACUGUUGAGACUGCCCUGGAGGAAACGGUUGCUGCAGGAAGAGCAGGAAAUUUGAAACUCGACCCCAACUACCUCAUCAUGCAAGCGCCAAGAAUCACUAGCGUAGAUGACGCAGCAGAAGGCCGAGCUGAGGACACAAGGACCUGGUUGGCCAUGUCGGCCACGAAACUGUACAUUUUGGGCGGCUGCGUCCUGGCCCUGGUGCUGAUUGUCCUUCUGCAGGCCAUGUGCACCCUGGUGAAGCCCCGGCGAGGCAAGAAGGAGCAGCUGAUCACCUCGGCCUCGGCAUGGAACGCCACCAACACCAACUACGCCUUCGACGUUGCCGACUUCAAGCAGCAGCCACCCAUGCAGAUGCAGAAGGUGCCGGCGCCGAUGGACCCCAGGUACGGCGUGCCCAGAAGCACCUACUCCCUGCCGAGGACGGUCAUGGCCGACAGAAUGGUGGCCGCCGCCCCUGGCUACUACACACAUGAUCGACGAGCUCACAGGCACCCCAACGGCCUCCAGCCCGACUUCUACUUCAUGCCCUCGCAGAGGAAGUACUCGGGGGAGGUCGUCAGGGUGUAUGUCGACUACAAUAAGGCCCCUAAGUAGAUUUACAAAAAAUCCUGGUGCACUUUCUGCUGACUGUAGGUCAAGUGCUUUAGUUGAGGGACCUAAAUGUAUGUCUCGUGUUGCUCGGUGAAUUACAGGUAAUAAUUUUAGCUCUGGACAGUUAACUUUGUAAAUACAACAGACAUAAAUUGGGAAACAUUCAGUUUUUAUAAAUUACAGCAGGUCAUUUAAAAAAAAAAUAAUAAUGACAAUUAUUUGAAUUUCAUAUCCCUGAAAGGGCAGCAAGGAGCUAAACAAGUUUUUAAAACUUCAUCAUGAAAUUAAAAAUUAUAUCUCAGGGUUUGGCAAUACAGAACUUUGACCUGUUCGCAAGACGAGUUAAAAAUUGAAUUUUAAUCCCAAUUUUCAAGUUUGAGAUUUAUGUAUCAAUAUUUCAGCCAGUAAAUUAUUAUUGUUUUACUUCUUCUUGUUGAUAAUAUUUCAAAGACAGGGAUCACAACAUGACACAGUCAACUUUUGUAAUAUUCUUGUUAUUCCUCGGCAACAUGGCAUAAUUAUUAUUAUUAUUCACGACUUAUGUAAUUUAAUCAUGUAACUCAGUGAUUUUACCCCUCUCUGAAAUUGUGCCAUACACUUAAAGGCCAAACGCAGGUUAUGAGCACUCAUUGAAACACCACCACGAAGCAAACAGUUGUGAACAAAAUAUUUUCGGAAUUCAAGAAGCUCAACUCGAUGGGGUACGUAGACGCGUCAUCAGUUAGGACGAAGCUCAAUAGAAUGUGAGAGUAAUUGACUCUAAUCAUGGCGAGGAACGAGUGUACAAUUAUAUGUUUAAUGUUAGAAUCUACAACUUAAAUACUCCCUUAAUAACCUCAUUAUAGUGAUUUGUGUUACUCAUAAAAAAUUCAUCGGAAUAAAUAAAAUAAAAAUGUACCGAAAAUGCAGAUUAUUUUUCAGUAGAAUGUGCGUAUGUGAUAAUAUCAUCUUAUUAUUUACUGUAAGUGCUCCAAAUUGUGCAAAAGUAUGGUGGAUUUUGUUUCUGUGAAUAAAAAUAAUUUUUUAACUAGUUC
Molecule: messenger RNA, 5070 nt
Organism: Neocloeon triangulifer
Lineage: Eukaryota; Metazoa; Arthropoda; Insecta; Ephemeroptera; Baetidae
Gene: nahoda
Exons: 17
Coding region: 227-4039 (1270 amino acids)
Source: RefSeq, a predicted model, not a curated record